ACCCCCUGUACCCAGUACCACGGGGGUGUGCUGAUGAUGGGGACCACAAGUUAAUGUGUCUCUAUCUGCCUGUAGGUGACCGGGAAGGGAGGCCGGGGAGAUAGCACGAGGACGAUGAGGGGUGUGCUGUGGCCAGCGUUCCUCCUGGGGACACUGUGUGCCUGGGCAGGCUGGGACCAGGCCAUGGGAGGAGAAGCCAGGAGUCGGGAGACCCGAUCCAUUCCGGAGGCAGUGACGGAGCAGAGGUACUAUCUGAGAAGGCUAUUUGGCAACUACGGGCGGCACAGACGUCUCUCUCCUGAGGGUUUACGCCGCUUAUUCGAGAGCCUUGGCCUAGGCCAGGUCCAGGUGGUGGAGAUCGAACACGAGGGGCUGGGUCACGGUCACGUCUCUCACCUCGACGCCCUGGAUCUCCAGGAACACAGGCAUGUCCACAGUCACACCACAGAGGACCACCUCUCCAAGCUGGCCAGAGGGUCCCAGGAUCCGACCGGGGCAGGGACAAGCAUCCAGGCACCAAGGGUCACCACAGCUUCCAGCGUCAGAUCCUCCAAAUGGACGAGCGGAGAGAGGGUAGAGCCCCCUCUGUUCCGAAAGGACUCCCCAGGGGCCGGCGGAAGCAUGUUUGGGCAUCGGCUGGAGCGGUCACCCAGAGACCAUCCCCUCCCUGCGUCCUCUCACGGUCUCACUGACGAUGACAGGGCCAUGAAUCAUUCCGAUUACAAUCACCUCCAUGGAAACUGUCUGAACGUAACUCAGCUCCUGGUCAACUUCGGGAUGAGCAGCACGCAGGGGAUCACACCAAAACAGUUUACCUACAUCUGCCCGGCCCUGCUCUACCAGAUAGACAGCAGAGUGUGUAUCCAGCACCACGAUACACUGCAGAUCCCACCUCAAGGGGCUACCCGACCAUCAGAGCAGCCAGCUACAGCAUCCAGAGGACCACAUGGAGACAGGGAAAGACCCCGUGUGGAAGGGACUAUCUGUGCUGGGGGGCAUCUACCUCCUGUUCCUCAUCGAGACCCUCCUGGGCCUGGUCAGGAGCUGCAGAGGGGGCAAGGUAGUGGGCAGGAGGUGUACCCGUUACAAGGAAGGUCCAACGCCAGCGAACAUGGGUGGUGGGGCUGAACUGCAACACCUGAGACCAGAUGGAGGUCCAGCUGAUCACCCUCACCCUGACGAUGAAUUGGAGGUCACACUCAGCACCUACAUGACUCCUGAAGCCCAGGGGUUGAACACUGGGGACACAGCUCCGGGUCACGCCCACACUCAGACAGCCACUGGUAAGGCUGUCCGUGAUCAGAAGGAUCAGCACCACCAUCACGGCAGGGAGCGAGAGACUGGGAGGUAUGGCCAUGGACAUUCACAUGGGGCCGGGGACAUGAGGAAUGCUGGGAUAGCGACAAUCGCCUGGAUGGUCAUUGUUGGUGACGGUGCCCACAACUUCACAGACGGCUUGGCA
Molecule: messenger RNA, 1462 nt
Organism: Chiloscyllium plagiosum (whitespotted bambooshark)
Lineage: Eukaryota; Metazoa; Chordata; Chondrichthyes; Orectolobiformes; Hemiscylliidae
Source: RefSeq, a predicted model, not a curated record